CAUCUUUAGUUCUCAGAAAGAGAGGAGAAGUUAUUGGUGCAAACUAUCUCAUCUGAGUAGUCUACAGGUCCUAGCUGAAACAACGUCUCUGAUAUUCUCAGAGACCUAAAAGGACACGGAUAUGAAGCCUCUGACGAUUCUCUUCCUGCUAGCAGCAGCUGUCACCACCACCGCCCCUCCUGCAGCAGCUGUCACCACUCCUGCCCCUGCAGCAGCUGUCACCACCACUGCCCUUGCAGCAGCUGUUACCACCACUGCCCCUGCAGCAGCUGUCACCACCACCGUUCCUGCAGCAGCUGUCACCACCACCGCUCCUGCAGCAGCUGUCACCACCACUGCCCCUGCAGCAGCUGUUACCACCACCGCUCCUGCAGCAGCUGUCACCACCACUGCCCCUGCAGCAGCUGUUACCACCACCGCUCCUGCAGCAGCUGUCACCACCACCGUCCCUGCAGCAGCUGUUACCACCACUGUCGCUGCAGCAGCUGUUACCACCACCGCCCCUGCAGCAGCUGUUACCACCACCACUCCUGCAGCAGCUGUUACCACCACUGUCGCUGCAGCAGCUGUUACCACCACCGUCCCUGCAGCAGCUGUUACCACCACUGUCGCUGCAGCAGCUGUUACCACCACCGCUCCUGCAGCAGCUGUUACCACCACCCCUCCUGCAGCAGCUGUUACCACCACUGUCGCUGCAGCUGUUACCACCACCGCUCCUGCAGCAGCUGUUACCACCACCGCUCCUGCAGCAGCUGUCACCACCACCGCUCCUGCAGCAGCUGUUACCACCACUGCCCCUGCAGCAGCUGUCACCACCACCACUCCUGCAGCAGCUGUCACCACCACCACUCCGGCAGCAGCUGUCACCACCACCACUCCUGCAGCAGCUGUCACCACCACCACUCCUGCAGCAGCUGUCACCACCACCACUCCUGCAGCAGCUGUUACCACCACCGCCCCUGCAGCAGCUGUUACCACCACUGUCGCUGCAGCAGCUGUUACCACCACCGCUCCUGCAGCAGCUGUUACCACCACCGCUCCUGCAGCAGCUGUCACCACCACCGCUCCUGCAGCAGCUGUUACCACCACUGCCCCUGCAGCAGCUGUCACCACCACCACUCCUGCAGCAGCUGUCACCACCACCACUCCUGCAGCAGCUGUCACCACCACCACCAAUCCUGCAGCAGCUGUCACCACCACCACUCCUGCAGCAGCUGUCACCACAACCACUCCUGCAGCAGCUGUUACCACCACCGCCCCUGCAGCAGCAACCACUUCCGCUGCUGUUGCAUCACCUGACCCUCCAUCUUCUAGUGAAGGAGCAAUGAGUCUUCAGUUCAGUCUCGACCAGGCGUUCAACUCAAAUCUUUCCAACUCGUCCUCUUCAGAGUUCAAGAAUCUGGCUGCCAAAGUGACCUCUGAGGUGAACAAGGCUUUUGCUAACAGCUCGGGCUUCCGUCGUUCCAUUGUCAACUCAUUCAGGAGUGGAUCUGUAGUUACCAACAUGACCCUCGUGUACGACAAGCAGUCUUCGGUUCCCAGCUCAAGCAGCGUACAGGCACUUCUCACCAGCAGUUCCAUCCCCCUGAACAUUAUAUCAGGAAGUGUCAUUGCUGUGGCAUUACCCACAUCAGGAAGUGCUCCCCGACCCACUGCCUUCUCUCAGGCUGCCUUGCCUCUCAGUUUGGCUCUGUUAAUGGUACAGCUGCUGGCUAGCUAAUAGCCUGGGGCAUAGCUGCUGUGGCUCUGCUAGCUGCUAGGCUAGCUAAUAGCAUAGGGCAUAGCUGCUGUGGCUCUGCUAGCUGCUAGGCUAGCUAAUAGCAUGGGGCAUAGCUGCUGUGGCAUUGGUUUAACCAAUCAACGGUUUCCCAGCUCUCAUAGUUACAGCCUUAAAGCUAGAAUCCUUAGUUGCUACACCCAUUUUUUUGACUUAUAAAUUAGUUAUAUCUACCCAUUGAUUCUAGAAGAAUAUAACAUAUGAAUACCUCAUGAGUUUAGCUCAACUGUCGUAACCCAUCAAAACCCCAAAUAUAAGCUUGUUUUUACUCCAAUGUUUCUAAACAAUGCAAAACAAACACUGUAUAGCUUUAAAACAUUAUUAAAACUAUAAUUCUGAUAUUCUGAUUUUCAGUCCUUGCAUAGCUCUGUCUAUUUUAUUUUACAAGGCAAGUCAGUUAAGAACAAAUUCUUAUUUAAGAUGACAGCCUAGGAACAGUGCCUUAUUCAGGGGCAGAAGGACAGAAUUUUACCUCGUCAGCUAGGGGGAUUCGAUCUUGCAACCUUUCGGUUACUAGUCCAACACUCUAACCGCUAGGCUACCUGCCUCCUCACCCCAAAUUGACACCUCUAAUGCAGUUCCUAGGCUGUCAUCGAAAAAAAUAA
Messenger RNA from Salvelinus fontinalis (brook trout), 2382 nucleotides. Its product is annotated as mucin-5AC-like. NCBI's taxonomy places the organism in Eukaryota, Metazoa, Chordata, Actinopteri, Salmoniformes, Salmonidae. The record is from RefSeq and is a predicted model, not a curated record. The transcript has 6 exons. The coding region runs from base 122 to 1720 and encodes 532 amino acids.